Molecule: messenger RNA, 4381 nt
Organism: Myiozetetes cayanensis
Lineage: Eukaryota; Metazoa; Chordata; Aves; Passeriformes; Tyrannidae
Gene: BCL7A
Product: BAF chromatin remodeling complex subunit BCL7A
Exons: 6
Coding region: 155-787 (210 amino acids)
Source: RefSeq, a predicted model, not a curated record
GCCGAGCGGAGCCGCCGAGCGCAGCCGCGCCGAGCCCCGCGCAGCGCCGGCGUGUGCGGGCGGCAGCCUCGACACACGCACCGCAGCCGCCGGCCGCGCCGAGCGCCGCGUUCCCCGCCGAGCCCGCCGCCCCCUUCCCCUCCUCCCCAGCAGCAUGUCGGGCCGGUCGGUGCGGGCCGAGACCCGGAGCCGGGCGAAGGAUGAUAUCAAGCGGGUGAUGGCGGCCAUCGAGAAAGUGCGCAAAUGGGAGAAGAAGUGGGUGACAGUUGGCGACACAUCCCUAAGGAUUUACAAAUGGGUCCCAGUAACAGAGCCCAAGGUCGAUGAUAAAAAUAAGAAUAAGAAAAAGGGCAAAGAUGAAAAAUGUGGCUCUGAAGUGACCACUCCAGAGAACAGCUCCUCCCCAGGGAUGAUGGACAUGCACGAUGACAAUAGCAACCAGAGUUCAAUAGCUGAUGCUUCUCCAAUAAAACAGGAAAACAGUAGUAAUUCAAGUCCAGCACCAGAGCAGAACUUGGCAACACAAGCAGACGGCACUGAAGUCAAGUCUGACGAAACUCAGGCAGAGGCAAAGGAGCAGCCUGGCUCAGAAGAUACCUCUGAUGAACAGAAUUCACAGUCUUCAAUGGAAAAUUCCAUGAAUAGUUCAGAGAAAGCAGAAAUUCAGUCCUCUGGAGAAAAUGAUAUAAUUACAGAGGCAUCUAAAAACUCUCAGGACUUUGAAGGAGUGCCACCUUCUAAAAAGAUGAAAGUAGAGGCUUCCCAACAAAAUGUUGAAGAGAUUUAGACUAUAGAUUUUUCUGGUCAGAUUUUAUGUAAGGUACAUCAAUGGGCUUAAUUAUAGAACAACCUUACUUAAGCAUCUUCUCUUGGAUGAGGACAGAACUCCUAACUUUUCAAGUUACCAAGCAAAAAUCCAAGAAAGCCUAACAAAGGUUUAACUUCUCAGACACUGAAAACUUUUUCCUGUGAAACAAACAUUGAGAACUUUUAAGUUACUGUCUCUGAAAUGGUUGGAGUAAACAACUCAGGAGGGGUCUACGCACUGUUUCUAAAGUCAAAAUUACAAUUAUGUUGCUGCUGUAUUUUUUUUUUUUUUCAUUUCUCUAUUUAACAUUGUAAGAUAUUUAAGGAUGGUACAGGUCAGGUAUUAGCUUUCAUGUGAAGUUCAUUGUUCUGGCGUGAUGUCUGCUUUUGUUUUGUGCCUUGUGUUCUGAAAACAGUGCUAACUUUUAAAAGUUGUUUUGCAACUGUCUCCUUUGCAAAGUGGCCUAUGUUUGUAUAAUGCCAUGUAGAAAGGCUUUUUUUUUUUCCUUUUUUUCUUUCUUUUUUUUUCCUUUUUUGUUUGUUUUGUUUGGGUUUUUUUUCUUUCGUUUUUAAGUUUUAAAUCCCUGGUGCUUAAAUUUUUAAACAACUACAGAUCAGGAAGCCAUUUUCACUCUUGGAGUCCAAGGAGAAAAAGGAGCUUGAUGUUUUAUUUUAGCAGCUAUAGUGGAGAUCUCUUAUUGAAUGCAUGGCAUUCGCAACUGUAAAUUUGGUCUUCUAAAUACUUAACUUCAUCAGAAGUUAACAUGAUCUGUUUACCAUUUAUAGUCCAGAUCUGAAUAUAUACUAUAACACAGGCACUUAAAAUACUUACGUAUUAGGUCCAGAUCUCUGUACUGGGUACAACUUUACAGCAAAGUUCCACUAUGUACAUAAAUAGGAUCAAAGGGAUUGAUGCACAGUCAGUUUAUUUUCAAUUGGUCUUUUUUGAUAUCAUGUUUUCACUGAACUGGAUUUCACUGUACUGUUUCAUUGUGAGAUGUUUACUUCUGUGUUCCAGGAAAAUACUGUAUUGGGGGUUUCCUCCUCUCUUUCAGCAAGUCUUGUAAAUAAGCCUUGUUGUCUCCACAGUCCCCACAUCAGUUAGAAAUGUUCCUUCUCUCCCAACUCAAGUGUGCUUAGGCUAAACUUGAUGGAAAGGCACGAGGUAGGUGCAACUCCCUUCCAAUUCGUGGCGAGCAGAACCAUCUGCGUCAGGUCACAAGGGUCUGGUCUUCCAGUGGGCUUUGUACUUCCAGGGAAUAAACCCCCGGUGUCGGUGGAACCGCUCCUUUCCCGCUUCCGUGCACACACACACACACACAUCCAUCCAUCCAUCCAUACUGCUGGAUCAGGCCCUGACUCUGUCCUCACUUGGCGUGGGAGAUGGAACCUGUCAUUUAAACUACGAUCUCACAGCUCUGGAAAUGGUUGCGUGUAGUUUGUAAGCUGAAAAAAAAAAACUGUAAAUACUUUUUUAGGUGAAAAGGAUGAAAUCGCUUCCAGUCGAUACAUUUUCAUUAUUAGCUCUUCAUGAAGCUUAAUUUAGGUUGGGAUUCUCCAAUAGUGAAAAUGGCUUGCACUUAGACUACUGCAUUACAUUUGCAAUUACCACUUUAUUAGGAAAAGCAAUGAGGAAUUGGGGGGAGGGAGCAGGGGGAGGGAGGAGCGGGGAGCCAAUACUGACCUUCCGGAAGAUGUUUGUAGGACUGAACUCCACGUAACCUAUGACACUCAGUUUCGGAACUUUUCCUUUCUGUUGAAAUAAAACUUUUUGGAUUUUUAACCGAAUAAAAAACCGGAUUGCAAAUCAUUCCUGAAAACGGCGUGCUCCCUAAUAGGCUUUUGGGAUUUCUGGUCUGAUCGUGAAGUCCAUUAACAUCCUGAAAAUAAGGAAAUGAGGAGCCAAAAACUGAAUUUGCACAAUAUAUGCAAUGAAACGGUAGAAUUCUCUCUUGAAUUGUGUGUAUGCCUAAAAUGUGGAUAACUGGUCCAUGACGAUUGAUUUGUAUGUAUAUUACAUUCAGAUUUAAGUGAUAUUUUGUGAGAAGUUCUAUUGAUAUAUUAAAUGGGCAAAUCUAGAAAGAUUCAAACUUUUAAAAUAUUUUUUUGGUUUACUAACUUGUCGUUGUUUUUAAUGCUAAAACAAAACAAAUCUGAUGCCACCUUUGACAAGUAGUCGUGUUUACUAAUCCCUCUCUUCAGGUGCAUCGCAGCAAGUUUUUAAUUUUCAUUUUGUAGACGUUUCCAAGGGAGUAAAUAGACUUUUCAUUUAGGAACUAAUUCCUGUACUUUAGGAAGAAAUAAAAUAUAUAAAUAGCACUAAAAAAUACCUCAAAUUUUUCAUUAGAUAGAAGCAUUUAUUGGCAUUAUUGACAUCAACAGGUUUAAUUAUAAACUUCCUUUUCUCUCCUGUGGCUUCUGCUCAGAACUGUUCAUUGUUCUGUGGCUUACAAGACAAGGCAUCAUAACCAUCUUCCCUAGAGGCUUUAUUUCUGAGGUAGGAAUCCUUUAUUUACAGCUUACACAGAAUACAUUCAGAUCUUUUAUUUUAACCAGAGAUUCUAGUGACAACAGACAACUGAACAAGCAGAUAGAUUUGGGUUCCUUAGACCUGUUAUUGUCAGUCUCUGAGGGAAGAGACUUUGACAUUAUCUGGUAUGAAGAAAUCCAAAAUAGUGUAUAAGACUGUUAUUAGUCUUUCUUUGAAGUGCCUGAUAACAUUUAUGGGCCAACGGAUGUGAUUAAACACAUUUUAAUGCCAGAAAGUACAGAUGGGACCAAACCAGAAUAUGGAAUUCAAAUCCACCUGAGGUUUGAAACCAGAUCUAAAUCCAGCUGGUUUUGGCUUGGACCUAUCUCUACCCGAAACUUGUUUUAUGAACUCACUGUAAAAGGGUUUAUUGAAAGCAUUGAGAGGUGGAGCAGGAGGAGAGAUGUAAUUUUCUUCAAGAUGACUGAAAGUUCUCAUACAGCUGAUGUUUUAGAAAUAGUGCAAAUAUCAAGAAGUGCUUCCUUGCUACAAUGCUGAAUGUUGGAGCUUCAGUUACAGAUAAAUAAUUUAAAAAAACUAAAAAAGACCAAAAAAAAAAAAAAAAAGGAAACUAGAAGCAAGCAAGUAACUUAGCUGAGUUUGUGGAACACGUGGGAAGGCCUUCCGGGAUAAGCGAUUUACUCAGCCAAACAUUUUAUAGCAGAACUAUUCCUUGGAAUUUUUAUGCUUGGGAAAGUAGUUGUUAAAACAUUCCAAAAAGUGCUGGCACUUACAAAACAACAAAAAAAAAUAAUAAAAAAUAAAAAAAUCAACAAGGCAGUAUAAAAUAUCGGUUUUGGGUGGCUAUCUUCAUACAUAAACAUUGUCAUGUUUUGGAAUGUUCUUUAUAUCUAAGGGCCUGUUAGAAGGUGUAAAGAAUUUUGUUUUCUUCAAUACCUAAUCGUUUUCCAUCUUAUGAUUUGUGUGUGUGUGUGUUGUACAGCAGUAUAAUUUUUCACUUAUUUAUUCCAUCGGUAGUUAUGGUUUGUACAAUGUACAAUGGUUUCAUUUCAAAAAAAUAAAAUAAAAAAAUCACAACACGAA